This is a messenger RNA of Salvia hispanica, 1482 nucleotides long. RefSeq lists its product as uncharacterized. Lineage: Eukaryota; Viridiplantae; Streptophyta; Magnoliopsida; Lamiales; Lamiaceae. Gene Ontology annotation, molecular function: protein binding. The record is from RefSeq and is a predicted model, not a curated record.
UCGCUAGAUAAUUAGGUUCAUUCUGUCUCCGAUAUUUCAUUUCAGAAAUAGCAAUUGGAAAUCUAAUUAAGUUUUAGUAGCUCAGUUAUGGCGUUUCCGUGGAUGUUAUCCAGCAGCUUAGCAUUAUCUUCGUCAUCGAAUCUUUCAUGGACACUGCCCAAAGUUCAGUUCCAUCCUUCCACACGGAGCGUGAAUUGCAUCUCUAAUUGUGGAUUCUCUGCUGAAGAUGAUUUGAAAUUUGUGCUUCAUGAUGCGCUUGAUUUUUCCGGCAUCGAUACGGCCCACGCCAGGGCUGCAAGGGUUGGUUUUUGCUCGCAGAUAAAAAGAUUCUCUGACCUUGAGAGAGGAACAAGUAUUACUAUAAAUAGAGGAGUUGAUUUAGCUAGAGCAGCUCUUCAAAUUGCAGCUGAAGACGAUGCCCUUAUCUCUCACUCUUCUGUUCCGCUUCCAGUUGAUGAUUUCAUUGAUAGAUUGGAUAACCUUUCUAUGGGCUAUUGCUCUCAAUACAGCUCCUCAUUUAGAUCCACACCAGAAAAAUUUCUUGACUGUUUAGAAAGAUAUCUAUACCUCAAUAAAGGUUUCCGAAGAACAAGUACCAGAAACCAUGUUGAGCACCGUGCUCUGUAUCUGAAUUCAGUCUUAACACAUCGUUCUGGCUCUGUUUCAAUGCUCUCCCUUAUAUAUUCAGAGAUUCUAAAGAUGCUUCGCAUCUGGGGUGUCCUGAAUUUUGAUGUGGAAAUCUUCUUUCCUCAUGAUUCACAUAGUUCUCCAAGAGGAUAUCUAAAACAAAAGAGCAAAGAAUCCGAUCAAUCACAUAUUAUGACAUCACAAUCUUUAUUAGUGGAGAUACUGAAAGAUUUAAAGAAUGCUUUCUGGCCAUUUCAACUUAAUCAUGCUAGGAGUCCAUUUCUAAGGGCUGCAGAAGCAGCUCACUGUGUCACUGGUUCCAGUAAUGCUAAAGAAAGUGCCUCACAGCUUGCCUCUUCCAAGGCUGCCCGUCAUCGGCUGCAACGAGGUGUUUGGACUAGUGUUCAUUUUGGAGAUAUGCGUCGUGCAUUAUCAGCGUGUGAACGCCUUAUUUUACUUAAGCAUGACCCUAAGGAUCUAAGAGACUACGCUGUUCUCCUCUACCAUUGUGAAUAUUACGAGGAAGCACUGCAGUUCCUUAAGCAUUACCAGGACACAAAGCAGCAAUCUGGUUCGGACAUCGAAAUUGAGGAAGACGCUGUGGAGAAACUUGUCGUACGGCUAAACCUGAUCUUGAUGGAGGUUGGUUGGUCUAGAAAGCCAGAGCCUAGAAAUAUCCUUUUUAACAACUCUGAACCAUGGUAAUAUUCAGGUCCAAUCUUAUGUAGUAAAUGUUGUACUAAGUUAAUGUAUAUCUAUCAUAUAUCCUUGUAAUUGUAUAGCUGAUCAGUUAAUAUGUAUAUGCAACAUACAUUGGAAAUGGUUCAAAUGAGAGCUGCUUAUUUUGAGAACUAA